AUGGUAAAAUGGGCAAUUGAUUUUGGAUAUAACAUAGAGUACGACAAGUGGGUGAGGCUAUGGAAUAAAGGAAUGAAGUUCACGGCAUGCGUCACAUUAAGGGAAAACCUGGAGAAAAUGAUGUACCGAUGGUACACUGCAAGCGACGAUGGGCGGCCCGAGCGAGGCCCUCCUCUCUGUGCACGCGUCGGGGAAGCACCACCCACCGCCCCGCCCCCUGCCGCCUCUCGCGCCCUUUUGCCGCCUCCCGCUUCACAUUCCCGGCAGCCCUAUCGACUGGUGACACAAAAAGGGGCGGGGAAAUGGGCGGGCCCAUCCGCUGAGCCGAGGGAGAGAGUCGGAGAAGCGGCGCUAGGUGACCGAAAUAGCCCAGAGGCGGCGGCGGCGGAAGGCGCAGCGGGGAGGACGACUCGGGGCCAAUGCAGCAGCAAAAACGGCAGCCAGAUUCUUUGCACAACCCCAAAUAAAUACAUUGUGGUCGAUGCAGUGGGUGCGGUGAAGCCUCAGUGCUGCGUUGACAUCGUGAUCCGUCACCGAGACGUCCAACCUUGCCACUAUGGUGUGAUUGACAAGUUUCGGCUCCUGGUCUCCGAGCAGAGCCAGAGGAAAGCGUUGGGGAGGAAAGAGGUUAUCGCCAUGCUGCUUCCGGCGGCGAAAGAGCCAAAGGAAGAGGAGGAGAAGAGGAUCACGGAGCACCUGGCAGAGAGCGUCUUUUUCGAGCAGGCUUUAUGCCAGCCAGAAAACAGAAUUGCCUCAUCAGGGCCGAGUUUGCUCACCGUGUUCCUCGGAAUCGUGUGCAUUGCGGCUCUCAUGCUUCCCACAUUGGGAGAAGGGGGUUCCCUCGUGCCUCUCUACCUCCACUUAAGUGUGAAUCAAAAGUUAGUAGCAGCUUACGUAUUAGGUACGCAUCUUUUUGUUGUCAUUACAUUAUGUGAUUUGGGGCAGGACCAAGUGAAAAAAUGA
Messenger RNA from Podarcis raffonei (Aeolian wall lizard), 963 nucleotides. RefSeq lists its product as uncharacterized. The transcript has 6 exons. Gene Ontology annotation, cellular component: cytoplasm. Bases 1 to 963 code for a protein of 320 amino acids. The record is from RefSeq and is a predicted model, not a curated record. NCBI's taxonomy places the organism in Eukaryota, Metazoa, Chordata, Lepidosauria, Squamata, Lacertidae.